AUGAGGGAGGUGGGGUGGGUCGACAGUCGAAGGGUGUUCCCUCGCCUCAGUCCGCCGCUGGCAUCGGGGGCAACAGUAGUAGUUGGCUACCCAGCUCAAUCGCACCGGGAGGGGGGGGGGGUUGGGACGCACGGUAAGGCGCACGGUCUUGGGGGGCUUUGGGGUAGUACCGGCAUCCCACUGGACCGGGGGGGGCAACUAUGCGGUCCAUUCUCCGUGUCAGAUUUAUCUGGUUUGGAGGCCCUGGAUCGGUCGUUUGACCUCCUCCAGAUGGUAGUCCAGUCUUCUGGGAAUGUCACAGUCUAG
Molecule: messenger RNA, 306 nt
Organism: Knipowitschia caucasica
Lineage: Eukaryota; Metazoa; Chordata; Actinopteri; Gobiiformes; Gobiidae
Source: the annotation of a GenBank genome assembly